Messenger RNA from Lolium perenne, 1120 nucleotides. RefSeq names its product NDR1/HIN1-like protein 13. The record is from RefSeq and is a predicted model, not a curated record. Gene Ontology annotation, biological process: defense response to other organism. Gene Ontology annotation, cellular component: plasma membrane. NCBI's taxonomy places the organism in Eukaryota, Viridiplantae, Streptophyta, Magnoliopsida, Poales, Poaceae.
UCUCUUCUCCGCGUUUCUCUUCUUUCUUUCCCCACACACACACAGUCAGUCCCUUUUACUCCUCCUUCUCCUCCUUCCCCAAAGUAAGUGCCCUCGAGCAAGAGGCGCAGCAGAACAGAGGCGAAGAGAGAUGGGCGACCGGGCGUACGGUCCGUCGUCGAAGCCGGUCCCCGUGGCGGCGCCACGGAGCGCGAACGGGUCGGCUAACGGCAGCGGCGGAGGAGGGCAGCCCCGGCCGCCGCCCAUGGUCCCCGGGCGCGUCCCGCCCCCGCCGAUGUACCGUCCGAAGCCGAUGGCGCCCCCGCCGCGUCGGCGUCGGAGCGGGCGCGGGUGGUGCUGCGUGUGCUGCCUGUGGCUGACGCUGGUGCUGGUGGGUCUGGUGUUCCUGGCGGCCAUCGCGCUGGGCGUCUUCUACGUGAUAUACCACCCGCAGCUCCCCACCUUCGCGGUGACGUCGCUGCGUCUGGCGGCGCUGAACGUGUCGGACUCGGACGCGGUGAGCUCCCGCAUCGAGUUCACGGUGACGGCGCGCAACGCGAACGAGAAGAUGGCGUUCGCGUACGGCGACAUCGCGGCGGCGUUCUCGGCGGACGGCACGGACGUCGGGGACGGGUCGGUGCCCGGGUUCGUGCACCCGCCGGGGAACACGACGGUGAUCAAGGGGUCGGCGUCGGCGGCGGACGUGACGGUGGAUCCCUUGGUGGCGGAGAAGCUCAGAUCCAAGAAGAACCACGCCAUGUCGGUGGAGCUGGACUCCAAGGUCGGGUUCCAGAUCGGGCGGUUCAAGUCGAAGCGGCUGAACGUGCGCGUGCUGUGCGGCGGGUUCACGGCGGGGCUGGCCAAGGCGGCCGCGCCCUCCCCGGCGCCCAUCAUCGUGGCCGCCGCGCCCGCGCCCGUCCGGUCGAAGGUCAGGCUGUCUUCGUCUUCGUCGUCUUCCGGCGGGGCGACGACGACGGACGUGAAGUGUAAGCUCCGCGUCAAGAUCUGGAUUUGGUCGUUUUGAUGGAUGCGUUUGUGGGUAGAGAGAGACAGAGAGGGAUGGGGAGAUUUUUUUUGCUUGGGUUAACCUCUUCUUUUUCACACUGUAUGUGGAUUUAUUGGAGUAUAGUCUAUAUGAUGA